AUGGACUCUCCGACUAAGAGACGCGCCCUCGCGCCCCUCGAUGCAAACGCAAGCUCGCCCGGUACCGCCGCCGCCUUCUCCUUCAAGCCUCAGUCCGCGGCAUCGGCUCCGGCGCGGUCGCCCCUCAAAGCGAGCAUGGGCCUGUUCAGCACCGGCGCCCCGGCGGGCCUGAAGAGGCCGCUGCAGGAGGUCGUGUCGCGCGGUGACGAGAACGGCCCGGCCAAGAAGUUGUGCCAGGACCCCGCAGCGGAGGACGAGCAGCGGCCGUCGAGGCGAAGUUUGCCUUCUUCGCCGAGGCAGCCCCUUCGCACGAGAUCCGCCUCCCCGGCCGUCUCGUCCGUCUUCGACGCGAGCAUCGUGUCCAACGCCCACGACGACACGGCCAUGACGGACCCCGAGCUGGCGCAGCAGGCUGUUGCUGCGCUGGGGCCUAGGCCGCAAGAGAAAGAUGACGCCGCUAACGCUGUUGCAGAAAGCUCAGAUUCUGAGGUUGCGGCUCGGGCUCGCCAACUACAAGCUCCGCACUGGACAGGCCGACGUGCCGCUCGAGAGGCUGCAGAGGCGGCCCGUGCCGGUGCCUGUUGCGCGGAGCGGGCGGUGCGAGAAGCCAGCGUCGACAGCGAUGCGACGGUCGAGGCUGAGAUGGAGGAGAGGGAGGCCGAGUCGGAGGACGAAGCGGUGGCGGUGGUGAAGCGGGCUGAGACCACGCGUGAUGUUGCUGUCGCUGCUGCUGCUGCUGCCGCUGCUCAGGUGCCCAAUUCUGCAUCUGAUGAGGACGCGAAUGAGACGAAGCCGGUUGGGGACGUAUCGCUUGGCGAUGCUACGACGGGUCUUGUGAGCUUGGCGAGGACUGUGCUGCCGCCUUCGACCUGA
Verticillium alfalfae VaMs.102 is the source of this 873-nucleotide messenger RNA. RefSeq lists its product with no specific name. The record is from RefSeq and is a predicted model, not a curated record. The transcript has 3 exons. Lineage: Eukaryota; Fungi; Ascomycota; Sordariomycetes; Glomerellales; Plectosphaerellaceae. The coding region runs from base 1 to 873 and encodes 290 amino acids.